CGCGCGUGGGUGUGCAGACUCGCAGGGACAGGUAGGAUGGAGCGGGGCGGCCGUGGAGCACGCGGGCGCGGAGCGGGCGCAGGGCGGCGGCGAGCUGCUGCUGCGGCUGCGGCGGCGGGGCGCGCGCGUGGGUGUGCAGACUCGCAGGGACAGGUAGGAUGGAGCGGGGCGGCCGUGGAGCACGCGGGCGCGGAGCGGGCGCAGGGCGGCGGCGAGCUGCUGCUGCGGCUGCGGCGGCGGGGCGCGCGCGUGGGUGUGCAGACUCGCAGGGACAGGUAGGAUGGAGCGGGGCGGCCGUGGAGCACGCGUGCGCGGAGCGGGCGCAGGGCGGCGGCGAGCUGCUGCUGCGGCUGCGGCGGCGGGGCGCGCGCGUGGGUGUGCAGACUCGCAGGGACAGGUAGGAUGGAGCGGGGCGGGGGCAGUAGACUCGUAGGUGUGUGUAAAGCAGAGUUGGCCCUUACGCUUUUACGGUUCAAUUCGUAAUGGUUAAUGCCGUAAGGGACGGUUUACGGUUCAAUUCGUAAUGGUUAAUGCCGUAAGGGACGGUUUAAGGUUCAAUUCGUAAUGGUUAAUACCGUAAGGGAUGGUUUACGAUUCAAUUCGUAAUGGUUAAUGCUGUAAGGGACGGUUUACGGUUCAAUUCGUAAUGGUUAAUGCCGUAAGGGACGGUUUAAGGUUCAAUUCGUAAUGGUUAAUACCGUAAGGGACCCUUUAAAAUCACCCCUUUUAAGGCAGUCAGGCUAUUGUCAGUCAUUUUACACCUCAGCCUAUGGAUCAACUUUACUCAAAAAACUUACACCGCCCUACGCGUGCAAUAUAAUAACGCUUUUAGGAUGCUGUUGGGGCUGCCGCGCUAUUGCAGCUGUACUCUAGGCAUGACGUAGAGUUUCAACGUAUGCAAAGGUUACGACCUAAUUGAAGAACUUAAAUAAUAAUUAUUUAUGCAUAUGUUAAAUGUCAACUAAAUGUCAGUACACGUAGAUGACUACUAUAUAAACCCGGUAUAUCUUGAAUAAAUCAGUUAGUAUUGAACCGGGCUCCUGAGUAUCAAUUACUACCCCUAACGCCUCGCAUUUCAUGGCGACCCUGCCAAUAAAUGUUUAUUUAAUUUAAUUUAAUUUUUAAAUAUAAGUUUAGGUCCUUAUUUUGUACUCCAUAAACUCAUUAAAGCUAUAAUUUAAGUGUGCUCGAUCUCGAUAAGCCAUUUUUCAGUUGCAUUUUAAUACUCAUUUAUGACGGCACAUUCGUGACAUGACCCGGCAAUCGGUUGUACACAGUCGGCCCCAUUACGUGCUUUAGUUUCGCUGAUUUAGCUAACCUAUGUUUAACAAUCAAGAGUUUGUGAGCGUUCCGCAAGUUACGAUCGUGGACGUCAGCCCCCCACGGGUAUUCAUUAAGGUGACAUCGCACAUAGACAGCCACUUGGUAUAUCACCAUGGAGGGCAGCGUGAGAAUCGGGAGGUCCUUGAAGUGCGGUUUUGCAGAUGUACUUUGUCCUACCUGCGCAAUCGCUCGGACGGCUGUCGUUUGCGUUCGAAAGACACGCUCCCAUUCGGCAGCGCGGCCCCACAGCUCCACGCCGUAUUGGACGAUCAAGUGCACAGUGGCAAAAUAGCAAGACCUUACCCAUCCCUGGGCACCACCCUUGCCAGCCGUCACAGUGCGAAGCAGGCAUUCGCCAGUCUCUUACAAACUUUAAUAGUGUGUGCUUCCCAUCAGAGGCCCCUAUCAAGUUCAAUACCCAGAAAUGCGGUGUUUUGGACCUGAUCUACUUUGACACGGUCCACGAGUACCAUAAGAUCCCUAGGAUCCCUUCCUCCAAGAGGGAAAUGCAGGAAAUGGGACUUUUUAGGUUUAGUACUAAGCCGUUCACACUGAAAUACCGUGAAAUACUGAAUUAAGGCAGUUAAUCGUAAAAAAGAGACCAGAUUACCCACAGACAAAGAAUCUUAUCAUUCACGAACAUGGCAACUGACCGAUUCAAAUAUAUGAACAUCGUAAGUCACCAAAAAUAAAAAGAGUUACUCGUAUUUAUUUCGAACGCUAAUAAUACAUACAUUAUUUAUUUAUUUAUUUAUUUAAUCUUUAUUGCACAAAAGAAAACAAUCUUAUAGUACAAAAGGCAGACUUAAUGCUAAGAGGCAUUCUCUACCAGUCAACCUUAAGGCUAAGCAGAGAGAUUGAGAGCGGUGCUACAAUUACAAUAGCAAAACAAAUCAAACAAAAAUACAUAAAAUAACAUAUACAUACAAACAUAAUACACACAUACAUAUAUAAAUAUAUAUAUAUAUAUAUAUAAAGACGAAACAUCUGAAGCUAAUAAAUAAAUACAUUAAGAAUCUUUCAUUAUAUUUCGUCACUUCAUUUUUCAGAUAUAAUUUUAUAUUAACCAUUGAGUUUCCCUAUUGUACAGAUAGCAUCGCACACAUUUAAGAGUAACUAUUUUGAUUAAAAUUGUGAAAACCAACAUCCGCCCACUUCCGCUUACUGGUUACCUGCGUGCGGCGACCGCUGCGCUCUUCAUUCUUUAUUUGUGCGUGGUAGCGUCCACACCUCGGUCUAGUUGCCGAACACUUCGGCACAAGACCACAUUUUUUAUAACGAUUUUCGUUGCCUAUGCCUACUAUGGUGUUAGCUGUGAGAUUUCAUUGAAUUCGUUGUGCAAUAUACAUAUAUUUGUUUUUAAAAUCGUUGUGCAAUCCUUCAACUUGAAGGACAUACAUACAUCCUGGAGGUUAGUCGAGAACUAACACGAUGGAAAAAAUCAUCCUGGAGGUUGGUCGUGAACCAACACGAAGGAAAGUCUGUUCGUAUUUCGAACACCGAUUUCGCCCGGGGGUUGGUCGUGAACCAACACGAAGGUAUAAGAUCGGAUAACGCACAACGAAACAAAGGCAUAAAAAAUCAUCCUGGGGGUUGGUCGUGAACCAACACGAAGGAAAGUCUGUUCGUAUUUCGAACACCGAUUUCGCCCGGCGCGGCGAUUGGUCGUGAACCAAAAGAUCGGAUAAUGCACAAAGCACAACGAAACAAAGGGCCUAGACAUUCAUAUUGGUGCAUUUUUCAUAAUACCCAUAUAUUUUGUGGGAAAUUUAUUGCCUUAAAAAUGGGAAUAAUGUUGUGUUACAAAGCCAAGGGAGGCUUUCUUUUUAUUUGGUUUUAGAUGGCCCAACACUUAAAAUAUAUCCAAAUUUUACUCACACCUAACCCAUAGUACGGUAUUAAAUGAAAAAAGAAGUAUGAAUCCCCGCCCAUAGGUUGAAUGUAAAUCAACAAGCGACUCACAAAUGUUGUAUUUAACACAAUAGUACAUUGUGUUUAUACUACACUACCCACAUAAAUAUAAUAUUAAUACAUUGGGUAGGUAUAACUUGUAUCUAAAAGUGGGAAUUGCUACGUGUACCUACAUCACGUCACAGUAUUAUUUAAAGUAUAUUCUUUCUGACGUACAAUAUUUAAACUCUUAUAUGUUAUAAAAGACGUGUAGUGAAUUUGAAAGCAAUUUCUAAACUUAAUCUUGAUAAAAUAUCUUGUUAAUAUGUAUAGUGGUGCCCUGAGAGUGCAUACAUUUUGGUGUCGAUUUUUAAAUGAUUAUGAUAAGCAGAAACAUUCAUAAAUCGAACUAAAAAAAUAUGGCUACGUACGUCAAUAAUGUUAUGGGCGAUAAAACUUGAACAACUUUGGUCUACUCCUAUAUUAAAUCGCAUAAAAAAAGAGUCAACCAAAUGAAUACUUAUAUAAAAAUAUAUAUGUAUUUAUAAUAUCAGCUUUAAGAAUCUUUAUUUCUCAGAAUAAGAUAUAACAAAACUUGAUAAUAAAUGAGUAAUUAUCCUGGUCGCUCAUAGGCGAUGCCAGUAAGUACUUAUUAUCUGUUUGAAAAUUAGAUUUUUUCUUAAAGGUAUUUUGGACAAUUAAUUCAAUUGAAUCAUUAAAUUAUAAUAAGUACAAUUACUUCAAUUGAAUUAGAGGAAGACGAGUUUUCUCAUCACAAUUUGCAAGAACUCAUUGUCAAGCUCCACUAGAGUACCAUCCAUCUGAGUUAAUCAGAAAGCGGUUUUCUCUUCAUUUUGGCGAGUUGCACUUAUUAAUAAAUUUUGUUCGCAUCUCUCACAGAUAUUGAGUGUUUAUUUUUAUGAUUGUAAAUAAUCGGUAACUAGGCUAUACCUAUUCAUAUAUUUAUUUAAUUGUAUUAAAACAACAAGACGAUCACCCUCUGAUUAUCCUUUAAAGGAUUACCCCUCAGAUUACUACUUAAAUAACUAAGUUAUUAAAUAGGUAAUAGAAAUCGUAUAAAAUUAAUAAAUUAAUGUAUGGUUCAACUCUCAUGUGUCGGUCGCGGUACUCUUUCAGCCAUUAUUAAUGCGAUGGUACUAUGCAAUACGUUCACUAGACUUAAAACACUCAUAACGGUUAUGCAAUACGUUUUUGCUACGUUUGAAAUAUAUGUACAUAUACAUUUAGUAUCAUAAUUAAUAUAGUCAUUCAUAAAAUUAAGACCGAAUCACUAAAUAUAAUAUUUAGUACCCACGCGCGCGUGGGUGUGCAGACUCGCAGGGACAGGUAGGAUGGAGCGGGGCGGCCGUGGAGCACGCGGGCGCGGAGCGGGCGCAGGGCGGCGGCGAGCUGCUGCUGCGGCUGCGGCGGCGGGGCGCGCGCGUGGGUGUGCAGACUCGCAGGGACAGGUAGGAUGGAGCGGGGCGGCCGUGGAGCACGCGGGCGCGGAGCGGGCGCAGGGCGGCGGCGAGCUGCUGCUGCGGCUGCGGCGGCGGGGCGCGCGCGUGGGUGUGCAGACUCGCAGGGACAGGAAAGUGGGCCGCCUGGAGCCGGAGCGGCCGCCCGGCGGCACGCUGGCGCCGCCCGCGCCCGCGCCGGCGCCCGGGGACUCCUCCGACGAGGAGCCCGCCUCCCCCACCUUGCCGCUGGACCGCAGGAUGUACCCGCCGCCGCCACGCACGCUGACUACCCGUCGUCACUCCGUGAGCGGCGGCUCCCCCACCGCCCGGCGCCCGCGGCGCGGCCUCGACCAGCUGUGGUGCUCCCUGCAGCAGGCCCGCGUCGACCUGCACUACCGCCGCGACAAGGUAUGUCUCCUCGACCAGCUGUGGUGCUCCCUGCAGCAGGCCCGCGUCGACCUGCACUACCGCCGCGACAAGGUAUGUCUCCUCGACCAGCUGUGGUGCUCCCUGCAGCAGGCCCGCGUCGACCUGCACUACCGCCGCGACAAGGUAUGUCUCCUCGACCAGCUGUGGUGCUCCCUGCAGCAUGCCCGCGUCGACCUGCACUACCGCCGCGACAAGGUAUGUCUCCUCGACCAGCUGUGGUGCUCCCUGCAGCAGGCCCGCGUCGACCUGCACUACCGCCGCGACAAGGUAUGUCUCCUCGACCAGCUGUGGUGCUCCCUGCAGCAGGCCCGCGUCGACCUGCACUACCGCCGCGACAAGGUAUGUCUCCUCGACCAGCUGUGGUGCUCCCUGCAGCAGGCCCGCGUCGACCUGCACUACCGCCGCGACAAGGUAUGUCUCCUCGACCAGCUGUGGUGCUCCCUGCAGCAGGCCCGCGUCGACCUGCACUACCGCCGCGACAAGGCGGUGUCGUGCAGCACGGGGCUGGAGCUGUCCCCGCGGCCGCUGACGUGCCCGGCGGGGCCCGGCGGGGGGCCCGGCGGGGGGCCAGGCGGGGGGCCAGGCGGGGGGCCCGGCGCGGGGCCCGGCGCGCCCGAGCCGCCGCGCGACGAGCGGCCGCGCGGCAAGCUCGACAAGAGCCACUCCACGCCCGCCUACGACUUCCACACCGAGCCGCCCGGCCCGCUGAUGCAGCAGGUGAUCCCCGAAUCCCCGACAACGCCUGCCGACUCGCCGACAGUGUUCGUGCACUCCGCCGAGAAAGCCGACCAGAUCCUCGACUUCAAGAAGUCCAGCUCGCAGAUCGAAGAGGCCAUCUUGCAUAAGAGAAGGCUCACGGACGAGAGGAACGAGUUCGCGUUCGGCGAGGCCGAGACGGGCCCGGAAACGGUCGAGGCCGUUAAUGUCGACGUCGAGGCCCAAGGUCGCGUGCGGCGACUGUCGGCUAAGAGUCCGCAGGAGGAGCGCUCGCUAUCCGUGAGCGAGGCGGUCCGCAACAUCCAGGAGUCGCUAGCGCGGGCCCCGCCCCCUCCCCUGCGGGCCGCGCCCUCCCCCGCGCGGCCCCGCCCCGCGCCCCUCCCCUACCCCGCGCUGCGCCCCGUGCCGCCCGAGCCCGCGCCCACCAGCCCGCCCCGCCCGCACAGGAUCGACGUGUCGCAGAUAUCCGUCCCGCUCCGCCAUCUGACGCGGCACGACCUGCGCGUGCCGCCCGCGGAGCCGCCGGCGCGGGGCGCUCCGCCCGCAGCGCCCGGCCCCGGCCAGCCCGGCCCCGGCCAGCCCGGCCCCGGCCAGCCCGGCCCCGGCCAGCCCGGCCCCGGCCAGCCCGGCCCCGGCCUGCCCGGCCCCGGCCUGCCGGGCCCGCGGCCGGAGGCGCCCGCCGCGACCCACGCGCCCACCCGCGGCAUCUUCCCCGCCUACAAGUCCAAGAGCUUGAAGAAGAAGAACUCCUUACUUGCCAAACGUCGCGGCGUCGCCGCUCGGGCCCUGGCGGGGGGCGAGGGCGGCCCCGUGUGGCAGCGAGUGCGGGCGCGCGGCCAGCAGCAGGCGCGCUGGGCGAGACGACACCUGCUGCUGGCCGACACCACCCUGUACGCUUAUCGGAGCCCGGACGGCACACGGGCGGACUGCAUGAUCCAGCUGGCGGGGUUCACGGCGGCGGCGGCGGGCGAGGUGAAGUCGCGGCCGCACGCCUUCAAGGUGUACCACACCGGCACCGCCUUCUACUUCGCGUGCGACAGCGCCGACGCCACCCGCGCCUGGCUCGACCUCAUCACCCGCGCCACGCACGACCAGCCCGCGCCCGUGAGUUUAUCUGCGGACUUACCGAGACAGUACUCGGAGACGGACUAUUCUACGGACUCGGAUAUCGAGGCCGAGAGGCCGAGGGACCGCGACCGCGACACCAAGGACAAGGAGAAGGACAAGUCCAAGUUCGGCUCCCUCAAGAAGCUCACCCAUCGGAUGCAUAGGAGCGAGUCGACGGAGACGGUGGGCGCGGCGAGUCUCGACCGCAAGUACCUGCGCUUCUUCUCGCGGAACAAGAACAAAGACGAUAAAAAGAGUAAGCAGUCCCUGGUGCCGGUGCCGACGGAGCACUACCGCAGCUACCGACGGCCGUCGCAGUCGCAGGCCGAGUCCUCUCCGGCCUCGCCGACCUCCGCAGCCUCUCCGGUCUCGCCGGCCUCCGCAGCCUCCCCGGCCUCGCCGGCCGCGCAGGCUCCGGCCUCGCCCCCGCAGCCGCCGCCCGCGGUGCCGCUGCUGCAGGCUCCGCCCGCGCCGCCGAGGAAGCCGCAUAAUUAUAUGCACGCUUCUAACCCGAAUUUACUGGAGUUUGGCAACAACGACAUCGUGGCGUCCCGCAUCUUCAUCCCGCGGCCGGCGCCCGCCUCCUUCUCCGGCUUCGUCACGCUCGAGGAGUUCAUGCUGCAGAAGCAGGAGGAGGACCGCCGCGAGCUGUACACCAACCGCGUGCUGCUGGGCGUCGAGGCGGGCUCGCUGCGGCGGCGGCUCGACCGGGUCGUGCCCGACGUGCUGUACGGCACCUCCCGGGUCGAGCCCGAGCACAGCCCGGAGCCUCCCGCCACCGCGCCGCGCACGCUGUCGCCGCACGGUGCGCACGGCUCGCACGGUACGCACGGCUCGCACGGCACGCACGGCACGCACGGCACGCACGGCGCGCACGCGGCGCACGUGCAGGCGCGCUCGCUGCCGCGCACGCCGCCGCCGCGCGUGGCCGCGCGCCCCGCCAGGGAUCUUAAGCCCAUCUCCGUCAAGGGCAAGGAUGGAUAUGAGAAGAUAGUGUACACCGAGGAGAAGCCGGCCGGAGGCGAGCGCAUGCGCCGGCCGUCGCCGCCGCCCGACGCGCGCGCCCUGCACGACGCCGCCCCCAGGCACGAUAAGGGCCCGAGCGGCGCGCGGCGCGUGGCCCCGCUGCAGUCGCCCGCGCCCGGAGCUCCAGACAGUGUGCCGGCGUCGGGCGCGGGCGUGUCGCGGCUGCGGCUCAUGUUCGGUCGUAGCGCGUCGCGCGACACCUCUAGACAGGUGAGGAUACUGUUAUAUGUAUAUAUAUAUUAAAUAUAUACACAGAGACCGAUCAAAACGAGUAGCGACUAUAUGACGACAGGUUCUUGUUUUUUAUAAUUUUAGUGCUGCACGAUGUAAAAAAUAUUUUUUUUGCAUAGUAUAGUCAACAACUCUAUUGGACUUACAUGCUAUUGUCGUAUUGUCCUUAUUGUGCUUGUGUGUGUGUUAUAUUUUUAUUCGUUGCUGUAUAUUUUUAGUGACGAUAAAUGACUAUAUUUCUUACACCAUUAGCAUAAACGACACGGCCAUCGAGUUGAAAAGUUGCGAGAAAAAUACAUACGUAUCUAUUAUCUCUCCUCAAUCAACUAUUUGUAUAAGUAUUGUACACUAGAUUGGCAACUCGUGGUGAAGUGUGAUUCGUGGUCGCAGGA
This is a messenger RNA of Cydia pomonella (codling moth), 8575 nucleotides long. RefSeq lists its product as uncharacterized. Lineage: Eukaryota; Metazoa; Arthropoda; Insecta; Lepidoptera; Tortricidae. The transcript is spliced from 17 exons. The record is from RefSeq and is a predicted model, not a curated record. The coding region runs from base 4566 to 8195 and encodes 1209 amino acids.